Messenger RNA from Megalobrama amblycephala (Wuchang bream), 2144 nucleotides. It is a transcript of the gene ugt5a2, whose product is annotated as UDP glucuronosyltransferase 5 family, polypeptide A2. Gene Ontology annotation, molecular function: UDP-glycosyltransferase activity. NCBI's taxonomy places the organism in Eukaryota, Metazoa, Chordata, Actinopteri, Cypriniformes, Xenocyprididae. The record is from RefSeq and is a predicted model, not a curated record.
AUUCAAAGGAACCUUUCACCUAAAUGCACUUGAUAAGCUUAUAAACGUUGCAGGAUAAACGUGUUGAAUGUUUUGGACGCUACACUGUGCCGAGGUGAAUUUCAAGGCGUAUUUGCAGAUUGUCAGGUAAUCGAUGAAGAUGCAUCACUUCAACCUUCUCGGUUUGUUCAUCCUGUUAUCUGCUCUGUCAAGAUCUUAUGCUGGUAAAGUUCUGGUCGUCCCUGUGGAUGGAAGUCAUUGGAUCAAUAUGAAAGUCCUUAUGGAGUUACAUUCAAAAGGUCACAAUAUCACUGUGGUCCGAGGGUCUAGUACCUGGUACAUUGAGGAAAAGUCUCCUCUCUACACUUCCAUUACUGUGGACACUGGUGAAUUUGACGAUGACUUCAUGGAGAAGUUUCUCCCUCAAUUACUGAAAAUGCAGAGACAAGGACAAUCAUUUUGGAAUGAAAUGGCACUUCUGGAUGAAACUUAUAGGAGGUUUACUGAAAUUCAUCAGCAAAUUUGCAAUAUGACAGCUACAAUGUUUGAAAAUGAGACCUUGAUGAAUUCACUGAAAGAUGCUGCAUAUGACAUUGUUCUGACGGAUCCUGCUUUCGGAGGUGGAGUGUUACUGGCACACCGUCUUGGCCUCCCUCUUGUGUUUAAUGUCCGCUGGACCAUGUACGGAGAAGCCCAUUUUGACAUAGCUCCAUCUCCUCUCUCAUAUAUACCUGUUCCAGGGUUACAGAUGACCGACAAGAUGACAUUCAGUCAGAUCAAGAACGUGAUGACAUAUAUAAUGGUUCUUUAUAAAAGUUCCAAAUACUUAGGUUCUCCUUACCAAGAAUUCUCCCAGAAAUAUUUUGGCCCUGAUGUUGAUUUCUUCUCCCUCCUCCAAAAUGCCGACAUCUGGCUCAUGAGAAACGACUUCACGUUUGAGUUUCCACGACCCACAAUGCCAAAUGUUGUCUACAUGGGCGGCUUCCAGUGCAAACCAGCUAAGCCACUUCCAGAUGACCUUGAGGAGUUUGUGCAGAGCUCAGGAGAGCAUGGGGUCAUCAUCAUGACUUUAGGAACUGUUUUUGGUCAGCUUCUGAGUGAAAUCAAUGAUGAGAUUGCUGCAGCUUUUGCUCAACUGCCUCAAAAGGUUAUUUGGAGACACACAGGACCACGACCUGCCAACCUUGGUAAUAACACAUUGAUUGUGGACUGGCUCCCUCAGAAUGACCUGCUUGGACAUCCUCAAACUAAAGUGUUUGUGGCACACGGAGGCACCAAUGGAGUUCAGGAAGCCAUCUACCAUGGGGUGCCUAUUGUGGGCCUUCCUUUAGCUUUUGACCAACCUGACAAUCUCUCCAGGAUGCAAGCAAAGGGAACAGCAAAAAUUGUAGACUUUGCAACUGUGGACAGGAAUGUGUUUCUAGAGGCAUUAAAGGAGGUUUUGCAUAACCCAUCUUACAGGGAGAACAUGCAGAGACUGUCCAGACUGCACCACGACCAGCCAAUGAAACCUCUUGAUCGUGCUGUCUUCUGGAUUGAGUUUGUCAUGAGGAAUAGAGGAGCCCCUCAUUUACGAACACAGUCUUUCAGAAUGUCCUGGAUUGAGUACCAUUCUGUAGAUGUUAUUUUGGCUUUAAUGGCAACAGUUCUUAUAUUUGCAUUUGUGACUGUUUAUACAAUUAGAUAUUUUUGUCUAAUUUUAUUCAGAAAGAAGGUAAAACAUGAAUAAUAUUGGCUGGAAAUAUCAGUUCAUUUGAAAUGUUUCCUGAUUGUUUUCUGACAGCAUGUGCUUUUGUGACUCUUAAAUUAUUUAAAACAUUUUACUAGAUUUAAGAAACAAUUUUUUAAUCCAAAGCUUUGAAACUAAAAUAAUUAUUCAGAACUAAUUCAAUAUUCUCUAUGUUGUUUGUUUUAAGAUGCAUUUUUUGCUUUUAGUGUACAACAAUCUAUAUUAUUAGGACUUGCUACAGACAAAUAUCAUUCACAUGUAUCAAUGACAGUACAAGGGCUAAAAUUAACCACCUACAUUGUAAUUAAUUUCACAUUUUCAUUUAUGAUUGAAUCAACAGAAUUGUGAAUAACUUCUCUGUAUAAGCUUUUGCUGAACUCUUAACUGACAAAGUUUUAUGAACACAGUACAAUAAAGAGGAAUCUGAUCAUGUGUA